UUGAUUGAUUGUUCAUAGUUCCUACUUUUGACAGUCUACUUUCACUUUUCAAUCCGGAAGUUGCUGGUAGACAACAACAGUUGGUACCAGAUCCGGAGUAUGAACUUCCUGUCUGCUUAGAAAAACAACAUGCAGACCGGGGAGGACAGAGGGAAAACUCAUCCAAGAUCAAAGUCAGCAGAGCUGAAAGACCUGAUUGACAAAGAAGAGUUUAACCUACGUAAGCGUCUGCCACGUAAAUUACCAAAACGCAAGAAUGAUGUUUACGUUAGUAGGAAGACCAACUUCAAAGGACAGCUUGAAAGAUGUAAAAAGAUACUGGACAUGGAAAAUGAAGUUUUUAUUCAUGGUUUAGGAGCCGCAAUAACUAGAGCUUCAAAUCUAGCUUUAACCCUAGAGUCAUCAGGCCGAGGCACUGUAGCUACAGCUGUGCAUACAUCAACUGUUGAACUGGUGGAUGAUCUUGAGCCCGACAAGGAGGAUCACGAACCAGAGACAUUUUCACGAAACAAUUCUGCGAUUCAUAUAAAAGUGUACAAAGUCCAAAGUGCUCUGUUAGUGACUUCUGGUGACGAUCCUUCUCACUCAUGAUUGUUAGGAAUCUAUAUUAAUGUGUGUCAUAUAUCACUAAAGUUUUACUCUGAUGUGUCACAGGCUCAGUAAUGUGAGACCCACAAAUCAUCAAUAAAACAUUCUAAUGUCAGGGCGCUGAUGCAUUGUGAUCAACCCAAUAAAAUAUUAUAAUAUCAUUAUGAUCUGACUUCAAAUAAAUUUCUCAUCAUUGUAUUGAGAUUUAAUUCAGGAUCUGCUUCAAUGCUUCAAUAAAACAAUCUGAUGUCUUUAUGAUCUGACAUCAAAAAAAUAUUCUGAUGUCAUUGUAAUCUGACAUAAAUAAAUUGCUUGUCAUUGUAUUGAGA
Molecule: messenger RNA, 917 nt
Organism: Pecten maximus
Lineage: Eukaryota; Metazoa; Mollusca; Bivalvia; Pectinida; Pectinidae
Product: ribonuclease P protein subunit p20-like
Exons: 2
Coding region: 130-591 (153 amino acids)
Biological process (GO): tRNA 5'-leader removal
Cellular component (GO): nucleus; ribonuclease MRP complex; nucleolar ribonuclease P complex
Molecular function (GO): nucleic acid binding
Source: RefSeq, a predicted model, not a curated record